AUGGCGGCACCGCUGGACGCUGAAGAAAAUGAGCGAUUCUCCUCACUAGCUCUCUUUUUUGUACUCUUCACUCUCAUUAUCAGCUUUCUCACGAGCUACUACCUAAAAAUAAAGCGGAUCACGGCUGUACAUGAAACUAUUGUCGGCUUGUUCGCUGGUAUGAUUGUAGGGGUGCUAUUGCGACUGGGACCGUUAAAGCCCGUGCGAGAGAUGUUGCGCUUCAGUAACACCAUUAUGCUGAAUGUACUUCUACCACCUAUCAUCUUAUCUAGUGGAUAUGAGCUCAGCCAGUCAAAGUUUUUUCGCAAUUUCGGCACCAUUAUCACCUUUGCCUUUUUCGGCACUUUUAUUAGCGCCAUGGUGAUUGGAGCCAUAAUUUGGACUGCUUCAUCUCUCUAUUUACUUCGACCUCAUUUAUCUCUGAUCGAAUGUCUCAUUUUCGGAAGCACAUUAAGUGCGACUGACCCUGUUACGAUUCUUGCGAUAUUCAACACAUAUAAAGUUGAUCCGCAACUCUACAACAUCAUUUUUGGAGAGAGCAUUCUCAAUGAUGCCGUGUCAAUUGUUAUGUUUGAAACACUUAAUACACUUCGCGGAUCUAAGCUAACAUUAUCUUCUUUAUUUUCUGGCACGACCAUUUUUGCCGCUGUUUUCUCUCUCAGUAUGAUAUUGGGAAUCAUGUAUGGACUAGCAUGUUCUCUUUUGCUCAAACACACCAAAGUUGGUCUUUUCUCUGAUUUGGAAAGCUGCAUUGUCAUGUUGGUGGCUUAUACAAGCUACUUUUUUAGCAAUUCCGUCGGAAUGAGUGGCAUUGUGUCAUUACUAUUUUGCGGUAUUACCCUAAAGCAUUAUGCAUAUCACAGCAUGUCGCGCAAAACGCAGAGAAGUACUCGUUUUUUCUUUCACACGCUCUCUAGCUUGUCGGAAAAUUUCAUCUUCAUUUAUUUGGGUCUCAGUUUGUUCACGGGUGAUCACUUAGUGUACCGUCCUUUCUUGAUUCUAUUUACAAUUUUUGCAGUGAUCGUGUCAAGGUACUGCGCUGUGUUUCCCAUCGCUUGGAUACUAAAUAAAAUUAGCGACAUGCGCGCUCAGCAUCGCCACACUUCUUCCUCUGGUUUUCCACAGCCACCAGCAUUCCAAAUACCACGCAAAUACCAACUUAUGCUGUUUUGGGCCGGACUUCGUGGUGCUGUCGGCUUUGCUCUUAGUGAAGGCAUUGAUGGACCCAAUGCCUACCCCCUGCAAACAAGUGUCCUCGUUGCUGUUGUUAUCACUGUCAUUGUGUUUGGUGGCACUACGGCUCAGAUGCUUGAUGUGCUAGAAAUCGACACGGGCAUUGAAAACCAGAGUGAUGCCUCGUCAGACACCGAAGAAGACAUUGAUCAAUUAACGUGGGGUGGCUCAGCCGAAGAGGGCCAAUCUCGUGCCUGGUAUCGUGAUACAUCGGUCGAGCCUAACGAUGGUCCCACAACGGGAGUUGAUACCAACGAAGUGAUACCUGGCCUUGAUGGCACUUCAAGCGCUCUGCCCCAGGCCAUUGUGGCCGGACCUGGCGGCUUGCGGAAUUGCACGACAGAUGAGCUUGAUGAGCAAGCCGAUGUGUCCGUGUCCGACUCAAAUCUUUCUGCACGCGAUGUGAUUGACAGAGCAAAUCUUAUCUUUCGUGAUGGCGAGUGGUUCCAACGUAUUGAUGAGCGAUACCUUUUACCUAUGUUCAGUAAUACCGUUGCCAACCGCAAACAUGAGCAGCGCAAAGAAUAUUUGACUGCCCGCCGCCAAAGCUCAAGAAUAGCAUCGAGCAAUGGAUCACAAGCACUAGUUGUGCCUCAUGAUACGAGUGCGGACUUAGAAGAGCAAAGUGGCCGCAUUUCACCAGGAAAGAACAAAUUGCAUUAG
Malassezia restricta is the source of this 1896-nucleotide messenger RNA. RefSeq names its product solute carrier family 9 (sodium/hydrogen exchanger), member 6/7. The transcript has a single exon. Gene Ontology annotation, cellular component: early endosome; fungal-type vacuole membrane; late endosome. Lineage: Eukaryota; Fungi; Basidiomycota; Malasseziomycetes; Malasseziales; Malasseziaceae. Gene Ontology annotation, biological process: vacuolar acidification; proton transmembrane transport; sodium ion transport. The record is from RefSeq and is a predicted model, not a curated record. Gene Ontology annotation, molecular function: sodium:proton antiporter activity. Bases 1 to 1896 code for a protein of 631 amino acids.